AAAAAGAUACCCUUGCACUAUUGCACCACAACACCCAUCAGACGUUCACCGUUCUCAACUUCAAAGUGCAUUCCAGAAUAAGGUCGACAAUAUCUACUCAUGAAAUGUAAACAACUUAAACAAAACCGUCAGCGUUGCUUAUGAAAAGAAAUGAGCCACGUUCAACAAGGUCAGCCUCAGCACGUUAUAGUUAACCAACCUCAAUAUUAUGGUGCACCGCCUCCACAACAUGUUAUGCAUCCAAUGGGACCGCCCGGACCCCAACCUCCUGCGGAUCAAUGGAUGCCAAAGCCAUCGGGAGCAAAUUGUCCUCCGGGUCUUGAAUAUUUAACGCAGAUUGAUCAGAUUCUAGUACAUCAACAGGUGGAAAUCCUCGAAAUGUUUACUGGUUUCGAAACCAACAACAAGUACAUUGUAAAGAACUCAGUUGGUCAAAAAAUCUUUUUUGCUGCCGAAAAUAGCGGUUGCUGCGAGCGUUAUUGGUGCAAUAACCUCCGUUCCUUCGAAAUGAAUAUCCUGGACAACUUUGGUAACGAGGUUAUUCAUAUUCACCGCCCGUUGGCAUGCCAAAGUUGCCUUUAUCCAUGCUGCCUACAGAAAAUGGAAGUAUCGGCGCCGCCUGGUAACGUAAUCGGCACCAUUGAGCAAGAGUGGUCUAUUUUCCCUAAAUUUAAAGUGAAGGACGUUUCUGGUGAUGUUAUUCUCAGGAUUGAGGGACCUUUCUUCCCUUGCAGCUGCUGUGGUACUGACGUUAACUUCGAGAUAUUUUCCAGAGACGGGAGUCAAAAGGUUGGAAAAAUUUCAAAACAAUGGACCGGUCUAUUAAGAGAAAUGGUUACGGAUGCUGACGUUUUCGGUAUCAAUUUCCCGAUGGAUUUAGACGUGAAGAUGAAAGCGGUUUUAUUAAGCGCAUGUUUUCUUAUUGAUUUCAUGUACUUUGAGGACAAACAAAACAGUCGUAACGACUAAAGAACGCCUCUUCAUAAAAAUUUUUCCGCAUAUUCCGUAAUAUUGAAUGCUAUAAUCCAAAGGGAUGUAAAAAAAUAUGCAGUGCGUUGCAAUGCAAAUCAUGGAUUCCAAAUAGAAUUAUUUUGGUAUUCUUUAA
Molecule: messenger RNA, 1105 nt
Organism: Daphnia carinata
Lineage: Eukaryota; Metazoa; Arthropoda; Branchiopoda; Diplostraca; Daphniidae
Product: phospholipid scramblase 2-like
Exons: 9
Coding region: 151-969 (272 amino acids)
Biological process (GO): plasma membrane phospholipid scrambling
Cellular component (GO): plasma membrane
Molecular function (GO): phospholipid scramblase activity
Source: RefSeq, a predicted model, not a curated record